This is a messenger RNA of Myripristis murdjan (pinecone soldierfish), 6298 nucleotides long. RefSeq names its product microtubule associated tumor suppressor 1b (gene mtus1b). Lineage: Eukaryota; Metazoa; Chordata; Actinopteri; Holocentriformes; Holocentridae. Gene Ontology annotation, cellular component: nucleus; cytoplasm. Gene Ontology annotation, molecular function: microtubule binding. The record is from RefSeq and is a predicted model, not a curated record. The coding region runs from base 841 to 4950 and encodes 1369 amino acids. The transcript is spliced from 19 exons.
CCAACGCGACUCCACCGAUCAGAAACGAAGGACUUAUUUAACAUACAAUAUGAAAAUUAGUUAUAUUUAAAAGCAUAAUGUUGUAGUAGUUCAGGUCUACAAGCACAGCCUUUCUGGGAUCUGGAACCCCGGCGCUGGAGAUGCAUUUCGCGUUGGAGUUGCUUUUCCUCUGCGGUCAGGAUGGAUCCAGGUGAAGAGGACGGGCAGCAGGCUGCUUAAUCCCACCGUCCUGGACAACGGCUACCACACUGUACCAGACUUGUUGCAAUCCCUUAUCACCAGUAGAGGCUGAUUAUAAGUCAAAUGCCCCUCGGCCGAAACCAAGUGUUUUUUGGACUCCUGAAAAUGUGGCCUUUUCUCUGCAAGAUGAUCUAAGUGGCUUCUGUUUUGAGGGUCACAUCCCAUCGGACAAAGACACGACGACUGAAUGCCCUUUUGGAAAUACUGAAAUGUACUCAUUCAGUGACAUUUUAUGACUUUAUCGACAGCAUUUUGUUUAUAUAUUUUGAUUAUAUCAUCAACACAGAUACACAGAAACAUCAAUAAAUUUUUAAAGUGCAUUCAACUGCACUACAGAGAAUGGAUUUUUAAUCUAGUAGCAGUCAGUACUACCAGUAUUAUAUUGAAUGUCACGAAGGAACUUACACACUGUACAUAGUUUAUGUGUUCCUGUAAAGAGAGUUGUUAAGUGUCCCUCGGCCCUGCAGCCCAACUGGAGAAAUCCAAUGGAUAAUCAGUGUAAAUAAAAGCUUGUUUACUACACCAAGGAUCAGAAGAGUAUCAGCACUGUAUAGAGGAGUUUUCCUGUAGUGCCUCUGCCUUCAUCCUCCUGAUCCAGAGAUGAGUGUUUCCCAGCCCGGCGAGACCUUCCCUGGUGGGGGGAAGAGCGGGUCCGGCAUGAGGCUCUGUCUCCACAACGCUGGAGACCAGAAUGGGAAUGCUUUCCCCAUUUCCUCUUCGUCCUCCUCCUCUUCCUCCUCUUGUCUUGGUGAGUCAUCUCCCGAUUCGCUGCGGAGUUUGAGCAGCCUCAGUGGCACUCGAAUCGACAGCCCGCUGGAUUAUGACAUGUUUGAGGUCACUGUGGCGACGACAGUGGUGACGACAGCAGACAAAAUGACAGAUGUUGCAAUUUCAAAAUGGCUGCCAGAAGAACAGAUUAAAGAGGACGACAACGACGAAGCCUCUGUUGUAAAGUUACAAACGGUGACGGAGCUGUCAGAGUCCACUUCUGUGUCUGUUUACCUGGAUGCCAACAGCGGUGAAUACCACCAAGACACCUGGAAUGACAACGACAACCUGACGUUAGCCCUCUCCCUGAGUGGUAGCCAUGGGAACAGUGAUAACCCUAGCAGUGGAAGCAGAGUUGGAAGACGGCACGGUUCUUCAACUCCUGACUCGGACGCGACAGAAAUCCCCUGUGAUGACGAUGAUGAUGAUGACGAGGAAGCACUGUUUCUGUCGGUGAGCUCGGACGCGGUCCUGACGAGAAGCAGUGUGACCCUGACGAGCUCGGCCAGUCCGACCAGUGAAGGCCUCUCGAUCCUGGGUGGCUUUGAUGCGACUUCACCUUCUGCUGCCACCAUGUUCAUAAUGACGCCUAGUGAGACGACCACCAUUGUCCCACUACAUGACCUCUGUGUGGAACAAAAUGAGAAGCAGAGUUCUGGUGAAGGCUGCCAGACGAUGGAGCUCCAGGGAGAGGGGACUGGGGAAGCAAGCAUACCCGAUGACAAGAUGCCGGAGCUUGGGUUGGAAGGUCCCAGUUUGGCCUGUCCUCUCUUUGCCGAAAGCCAAGAGCCAGAUGAAGCGGUCAAUAAUGACGUUGUCACUGACCACAACAUCGAGAAUAUGAAGGGCCUUCCUGCUUCUGAAGACCUUAGUGAAACCACCCAAAUGUCACCAAUUUCCUUUCCCACCAAUCCAGUUCCAGAUGACAAGGAAUUGGACCUCAAAUCUCCUUCUCAAGAAGUAGAAAGAUGCCAGACAAGUCAACCGCCCAGAGCAGCGAAAGCCAAGCCAACCGUUGCUAAUUUGCCUGUCACUAAGACCGCAGCAUCCCCAGUAACCAAGCCAUCCGGCCAGGAGGUGAAGAGAGUUCCCAAACAAGACCUAAAGAAUGUCAAGGCUAAAGUUGCAUCAAGGCCCACCCCUGUCACACCUAAAAUAUCCAGCCAGAACAAAUCUGCUCCAGCCAACGGGAAAAGGGCUGUUACCAGGAAGGAGGAAGCACAGACCAGGGAUGGAGGCAAACGUCAACAGCCAUCAGCAGGUCAGGCCAAAGCGGCCGUGGUGCUAAGACCCAUCCGAGGCCGAAACACCAACCCCAUCAACCCUAAAGCCAGCCAGAAGACAGAGGCCAAAGAGGAACAACCCCUGGACAGUCCCAGAAAGGCUUUCACCGGGACUCCUGAUAUAAAAGGAGUAGAGGAGGAGGGCCCAUCUACAGGAAGUGGUACGAAAGAUUCACCUGAAGAUGCUUCUGAGGAGCCUGUGAAGGAGCUCAGGGAAGGUGGUAAGGAGGCCACAGCUGGACAGGGAUCGCUGAAAGGAGCUGCUGUAGAGAAACCAAGGACUCAUGGCACGAAAGUCUCCUCCAAGCUGGGGCCCAACGCCAGACAGCAGGGUAAAGGAGCCAGAGGGGACAAGGGCCCCCCGGGAGCCACUCCACCUCUAGGCUCCGGGACCGGACCUCCAGGACAGGGGAGCCCCGGCCCGAGGCAAGCCCAGGGUGAGGGCUCUGUGUUGGAGAAGGACGGGCAGAACGCCGGGGGUGGAUCUCCAACAAGGCUGAGACAGAGCCAGAGUCAGAGCCAGGGCAUCCCCAAACCCCGCGCCACCGCAGAGCGACUGUCUGGAUUGGCUGCCCCGGGCUCUUUGACUUCCAGCCCGAAACCAGCGGCCAAUCAGCUGCCAGGACCGCUUUCACCCGGGCGACCCGCAGCACCCGCUGCCUCCAAAUUGCCUGUCAAGGGAUUACCCACAAGCCUCAGCUCCUCGUCGCUGGCAAGUGGGACCAGCGAGGGCAAUGGAGCAACAAGCAAAGCUCCAUCGUCUCCAGGGGCUCCAGGGCCGGCAGGGGCCAAGCCAGAGGAGCGGCCCAGCCGAAGCACUCUCCCCGUGGGCAACCAGGGCACCGCGAAGCCUCCCAUUACAACCAGUACCAGCGCUCCCAGUCAUCCCAUCAAUACCAUUACCGGUGCUAAUGUUAACGGUGCUGCUACUACUACUGCCCCAAAGGCCCCAGCCAUGAGGAGCAGAGCUCUGUCCCUGCAGGCCAGGACGACCACCACAGGUCUGAAGGCCCCGGCGGUCUCCAGCCUCAGCGCAGCGAAGGUGGCAGCCGCCAACCAAGCGGCAGCGAAGGCAGCAUCUGCAGCCAAUCAGAGCCCGGCGAAGCAGCAGUCCCAGUAUCCGCUGCAAAGGAGCGGCUCGGCGAGGUUCAGCCGCCUGAACACAGCAGCCACUGCAGUGGACAAGAACAAACCUCGGGUGGCGCCGGCAAGACCCGCCAACGCCAACAGCAACAGCACCAGUGCAGCGGUACCAGCAUCUGCAGCAGGAAACAAUCAGAACCAGCAACAAGCCGCAGCAGACCUGGUGCCGGACCUGGUGAAUGCCAAUGGCCCAGUGACGCCAGCUCUCCCACUGCCAGCCGCUGACACCACCAACACCGGACCGGGAGCCACCGCAGCCUCCGGCCUCAGCUUCAGGGCAAGAACCGGGUCACGAUCCAGCCCCAAAACAGGAGCCCGCCUGCAGAACGGGUCCAAGCCCGGCGCUGCGGAGGCCGCUAGUGGGAGUCCGACAGCAGCGGGCGGGCCGGUCCAGGCUAAGCAGAACCAGAAUAAAGAGCAGGCAGAGAAGAAGAACCAGGCCAUCAACCAGCUGAGGAGGCUGCUGGUCCAGGGGAAUAAGAGAGUCGAGGCUCUGGCCACGGUCAUCCAGCACGUCUUCUCUGAGCGCGAGGACGCCUUGAAGCAGAAGAAGGAGCUGUCGCUGGAGCUGGCAAAUCUCAGAGAAGAGCUGGUCUCGUCGUCUCAGUGCUGUGAGCGUCUGCAGAAGGAGAAGGAGGAGGUUCGUGUCAAUUUGGAGGAGGCAUUAAAGAGGCUGCAGGAGCAACACCAGGAGGAGCUGGUGCAGCUGGAGGACAGAUUGAGGAGUUUUUACCAAACAGAGUGGGACAAAGUCCACCAGACGUACCAAGAAGAGGCUGACAAAUGUCGGAUGCUGAUGGAACAACAGGUGGAGGAGCUGAGGAGCCGACAGGAAGCAGAGAGGAAGAACCAGGAAGUGAGUCACAGCCAGAGGAUGGAGGCGCUCAAACAGCAGUAUGAGACUUCAGUACAGGAGCUGAAGAGCACCCAGCAGACAGACCUGGAGAACCUGGAGAAAACGCUGAGGGAGACUGAAGCCUCUCUUUCUGAGAAAAUAGCAGACCUGUCGUCGGAGAAGGAGGCGCUGAACGAGAAGCUGACAGCUGAGGAGGAGAGGAGGAAACGGAUCCUCAGCGACAAGAAUCUGAAAGACUCCCACACGGUGUAUCUGGAGCAGGAGCUGGAGAGCCUGAAGGUGGUGCUGGAGAUCAAGAACAACCAGCUGCACCAGAAGGAGAAGAAACUCAUGGAGAUGGACAAGCUGGUGGAGACGAAUGUGAAGCUCGAGGAGUGUUUGAAGAAGGUCCAGCAGGAGAAUGAGGACUACAAAGCCAGGAUGGACAAACACGCUGCACUCUCCAAGCAGCUGUCCAGCGAGCAGGCCGUGCUCCAGCAGACGCUGCAGAAGGAGUCCAAGGUCAACAAGCGUCUGUCCAUGGAGAACGAGGAGCUGCUGUGGAAGCUGCACAACGGCGACCUGCUGGCGAGCCCCCGCCGCCUCUCACCCACCUCGCCCUUCCACUCGCCACGAAACUCUGCCUCCUUCCCCACCGCCGCCACCUUAUCACCGAGAUAACCCGACCACCAAACCACAACAGAGCCCCCCCUUCCUGCCCCUCACCCCGGUUCUCCUCGUCAUCUCCUCUCCAGCCUCUCAAGGAACAAAGCUAUUCCAAAUACAGAGAGACUUCAGUCACUGCAGGAGCGCUCUGCUCUGGAUCUUAAUCUCAUGACGAACUUGUACAAUUUGAAUAAAAAAUAAAUCACGUAGAGACACUUGCUCUGAGAGCGAAAAGACAUUGCAGUGGCACUGAUGCACUUACUUGUGAGCGUGGGACUGGCCUUGCUCUCUAUCAGUCUCUCUGUCUGUCUACCAAACGCCUGACUCCAACAAACCAUUCUUCUUUUUCUAAAGAAGGAAGAUAAAACAGCAGGCACACCUCAGGGUCUGUACAUAGCGUCUCACUCUCGUUUUGACUAUCCCUACCUUUUUUGUUUUUUAUUUUGUUUUAUUGUAUAGUAUUUUUUUCCCCCAGCUCAUCCUGUUCUUUAAAACCCUCUCAUUUUAAAGAGGCGAGUGAGGAACAACCUUGAAUAUGCGGGGCAUGCAGGCUUGUGGAAAGUAACUCAAAGUAACUUGUUUGGGUUUUGUCAAAUCCUAAAAUGACGGGUACCUCUUGUCGCAUUGGCAUGGAUUCGUUCUCCUUCUCCCGUUCUUUUAAAGAGAAUGUUUGUGUUAUUUCCCCAAAGAGCGAAGCUCAAUCACUUGAUCCACUAUGGACCUCUGGAGGAAGUGGAUGAACUGCAUGUCCUUAUAUGGGCAAACAGGAACAAAUAUUCAGAGUGUGCUGUUCAGAGUAUAUGAACCGUGUUGAUUGAUGAACUGUUGAUCCUGUAUCUGUUCCCCUUCGUAAGUUCCUGACAACUUCUACCUUAAUCAGCAAUGUGGAAUGUAAUCACCUUUGGAUGCUGAGUCCGAGCAGGCCGACAUCAGGCGGUUUGAUAAGGGGGUUGGACUGGAAAAUGAUGUUUUACCUUAAAUUUUCCCUUUAAUCUUUGAUUAAGAAAGAGCUCCCCCACACUCGAUGAAAUCCCUUUAUGGAGACAAAGUAAAGGAGCUGAACUCGUGACAGAUCAGAUCUAUUCCUAAAUGAACUUUAGUCCUAAACAAAUCAGUGUCUGACUUUGUUUUGGAUUAUACAUUUAGGAUUAAACAGUGAGGAUUGCAGAUAUUUCCACAGAGUGAUCAUAAGUCCAAGACUGAGACUCAUCUAUGCCUGACAGAAACUGGCCUUUAUGAAUUUACUGAAUCCAAAAAAAGGAUCUUUAUUGUUUGUCCUGAUAAACCUCAGAUGUACCCAGAAUGCCUCAGCAUACCAUGUUCUGUUUUAUUUUGAACAUAGAAUAAACACAAUAUGAGCUCA